Ahaetulla prasina is the source of this 2621-nucleotide messenger RNA. RefSeq names its product 5-hydroxymethylcytosine binding, ES cell specific (gene HMCES). Gene Ontology annotation, biological process: DNA damage response. The record is from RefSeq and is a predicted model, not a curated record. NCBI's taxonomy places the organism in Eukaryota, Metazoa, Chordata, Lepidosauria, Squamata, Colubridae. The transcript has 7 exons. Gene Ontology annotation, molecular function: single-stranded DNA binding. Bases 314 to 1333 code for a protein of 339 amino acids.
CCGAGGAAGCGUUUUGAAAAACAAGCUGAGCCACAAACAGGAACCCUGCCCCCCACCCCCAUUCCCCACAGGCCGGCCCGACCAACCGACCGACGGCCAGAAGCAGAGGCAGAGAAGCGCUGGAAGGCGGGAAAGGCCGAAGGGAGGAGGCGCCAGUUUCCUCCUCACAGGGAGCUUCUUUUGGAGGUCAGGAUUGAAUCCGGGAGGCUGAAAGGGGGCGGCGGUGGCAGGGAUACGGAAAUGGCUUCUGACGUGCUAGGGAAGCCUUUUGUGUAGCUGGUCCUGGCCACUGUUUUGGGUGCGCUGUGGAAGAAUGUGUGGACGGACAGCUGUUACUCUGGGAGCAGAUCGUAUCCGCCGUGCCUGUGCUUAUCACAAUAAUCGAGGAGAAAGAAAGUAUCCUGAAUGGCAAAAUGCUGACAAAUAUAGCCCUUCGUUCAAUAAGAGCCCACAAUCUAACAGUCCUGUGCUUCUCUCCCGGCAACACUUUGAGAAGAAUGCCAAUUCUUCUGAGCGUAUCCUUGUAGCCAUGCGUUGGGGCCUAAUUCCAGCUUGGUUCAAGGAAGCUGGCCCAUCUAAAAUGCAGUACAACACUUCCAAUUGUCGGAGUGAUACCAUGAUGGAGAAAUUCUGCUAUAAGGUACCUCUCUCAAAAGGCAAACGGUGUGUGGUGCUGGCUGAUGGCUACUAUGAAUGGCGACAACAUAAUGGACAAAAGCAGCCAUAUUUCAUUUACUUUCCCCAAACUGAGCAGGAAAUGUUCACCAAACCAGAAAUGGAAGAUGAGGUUAAAGAUUCAAAAGGGAGGAAGCUGCUUACCAUGGCUGGGAUUUUUGAUUGCUGGGAGCCCCAGAAUGGAGCAGAACCACUGUACAGUUACACUGUCAUCACAGUAGAUGCAUCUGAAUGUGUAAGAUCCAUCCAUCACAGAAUGCCAGCUAUUCUGGAUGGGGAUGAAGCAGUUAAAAAAUGGCUUGACUUUGCAGAAAUACCCACAGAAGCAGCACUUCAUCUUAUCCAGCCCACAGAAAACAUUGCCUUCCAUCCUGUGUCAACAAUAGUGAACAAUUCCCGAAAUAAUUCAUUAGAAUGCAUUUUACCCAUUGAAUUGGAUCCCAAGAAAAAUACCAAAAUUAAUGCAAGCAGCACAGUAAUGCUGAACUGGUUAAAAAACAAAGGACCCAGGAAAGAUGACAAGGAUGAAGACAAUUUACCAAAGUGGUCCAGCCAGUUCAUCCAGACACAACCGUGUAAAAAAACUAGCAUGGACUUAAUGCACCAGUGGCUCAAAAAAGAUGGAGAACCUUCUGCAAAGCAACUGAAAAAGCAGUGAUAAUUUGGUUACAUUGCUUAUUACCAAGCCUGUUCUUAGCCAAAGAGGGUCUUAUGUGUUGAGUUAUUGCAAUAUUUAAAUCUCCUGAUUUAGAUUGUAAUACAGGUAUAAUCUAUAAAUAAUUUAUAAGACUUCAGAUAUGUUUCCUUCCAGAUGCUGAGUAGAUGGGCUUUGACAUUUAACACUUUGUUUCUUUUGUGUGAAACAAAUAGGGUAUAGAUGUUAAUGCAGCAUUGACUUGACCUUACCAAUGUUGAAAAGGCAAUAGCAUUCCAAAAUAUGUAAGAAGUGAAGGAUUUAAUGUUAUUUUUCCCCCUCCAAGGACACAAGCUGAGAUUUGGUUUGUCAUGGUUACCAUCACUGUGUUCAUUCAAUUCACUUUGUGGAUUGCUUCAUCUUUUAUGGAAAAAAAAUAGGUCACUUAAAGCUGGAGAUUUGCUGAUGCAUAUUGAGAAUGAUAAUUUAUUCUGAAACCAGUUCAAAUUUUUGCCCUUUUAAAUCUGUUUUGGAAGAUGUGAAAUGUCAUCUGCAAGCAAUAUACAAAUAUAAUUCCUACUGGUUGGGAAGCUAUUCCAAAAGGAUCGUGUUUCAAUAUUUUGAAUUCCAAACCUUUGAUAGUAUUGUUUAACAAAUUCAUCAAAGCAGUCAUGAUGAUCAGGCCACCACUGUAAUCAAUAUUUUGAAUAGGUGGUAAGAGAAUAACAAGGAAGAGAGAAAGAACUUUAGCUUUGUGUUUUUGGGAAAGUGAGGAUAGGUAGCAGUAGUGUUGGCUGUAUUAAGGAGUAAAAAUGCAAUAUUGUAAACUAAAGUUUUAUAGGGUCAAGAGACAAAGACAAAAUGUUAGCUGUUUAUGAGGAGUCACACUGGACUCAAGGCAAAGUUUUGCGGCUCAGCCUAAGAGACAUCAGGACUACUACUGUCAAAAAGGACAGCUGGAUGGUUAAAACAGUACUUCAGAAGAUAAAUCCACCUUUAUGCAUAGGAUCAACUUAUUCCAUUCACAGAGAGCUGGAGUAAAAGGCCUGAAUAGGCCUGAAAUUCAUGCAGAUGUAUAUUCUUCACAAAAUCCUGGGCUAAAGAGAGGGGAGAGUAUUUAAUUUUUUCAUUAGUUACAUAAGCAUUCAUUUUAUUAGAUAUGAAGAAAAAUAGUUGGGCCCCAAUUAUUCAUAGUUCCACUGAAAUGCAUGAAAUAUUGUUCAUUAAAAUAAGGCAAAUUUGGGAUAUUUUUAAAGGUUUUAAUACAUAAACAAUGUUCGUAGUAUAAAUAAAAGUUUUGUUCAGAGUUAAA